AAGAGGGAAAUAGUAAUAACAAACAAAGUUAUAGCAGAGCUCUAGCUUUAGAAGCCUUUUCUUUUCCAUUUCCAUGGUGUUUUGAGCUCAAGAAAGUUGCUAAAACUUUUGAAUUUGAAUCUGCAAAACUAAAAGUGGUAACUAAGAAGAAAAAAGCACAGAAUGGGUCUUGGAGGAACACUGGAGUACAUUUCUGAUAUGAUGAGCAGCAGCCAUAGCCACAAACACAAGAAGAAGAAGAAGCAAUUGCAGACUGUGGAGCUCAAAGUCAGAAUGGACUGUGAUGGGUGUGAGCUUAAAGUCAAGAAAGCUUUGUCUUCUUUAAGUGGAGUGAAAACAGUAGAUAUAAACAGGAAGCAGCAGAAGGUGACGGUAACAGGCUAUGUAGAGGCAAACAAGGUGUUAAAGAAGGCCAAGUCCACCGGGAAGAAGGCGGAGAUAUGGCCGUAUGUGCCGUAUAACUUGGUGGCUCAGCCGUACGCCGCUCAGGCUUACGACAAGAAGGCGCCGCCGGGGUAUGUCAGGAGGGUUGACAACCCGACCACGGGCACCGCCACCAGGUUCGACGACCCCUACGUCACCAUCUUCAGCGACGAAAAUCCUAAUGCCUGCUCUGUCAUGUAAUCCCAACAAGUUUUCAAGGCCCCUCGAGAUUGGGUUAUAGUUAGAGGUGGUCAAAACUCGGGCCUGACAGCUCGGGACCAGCCUACCCUGGGAUGCCAAAUUCAGGGCCGGUCCCGUGCCAGGCCUAUCCCGAGAUGGUGUUAUAUGGAUCAAAUUUAGUCGAGUUUAUUUGAAGUAUGUGUUGAGACUUGAGAGUGAUGUAAAUGGUGCUGGUGAUUUGUAACUUGUAAGUUAAUUUUGAGAUGUAUAAUAUAGUUAUAUAGUUUGUUUUUACGUGUAAUGUUUGUUGCAUGAGGUAUGUACUAUGUAGUGUAUGUUUAAUGGUUUGGUUUGAUGUGAGGUAAUGAUUGAUGAGACUAAUUCCAAACUUGCAUUUGGUUGGCCA
Molecule: messenger RNA, 1009 nt
Organism: Ipomoea triloba (trilobed morning glory)
Lineage: Eukaryota; Viridiplantae; Streptophyta; Magnoliopsida; Solanales; Convolvulaceae
Product: heavy metal-associated isoprenylated plant protein 23
Exons: 2
Coding region: 163-624 (153 amino acids)
Molecular function (GO): metal ion binding
Source: RefSeq, a predicted model, not a curated record